This is a messenger RNA of Kwoniella botswanensis, 1467 nucleotides long. RefSeq lists its product as uncharacterized. The transcript is spliced from 8 exons. Gene Ontology annotation, molecular function: poly(A)-specific ribonuclease activity. The coding region runs from base 1 to 1467 and encodes 488 amino acids. NCBI's taxonomy places the organism in Eukaryota, Fungi, Basidiomycota, Tremellomycetes, Tremellales, Cryptococcaceae. The record is from RefSeq and is a predicted model, not a curated record.
AUGCCAGCACCUCCCAAUCUCACAGCGGAACAGAUAGCUAAAGCAGCUGAAAGGAAGGCAGCGAAAUUGGCCAGGAAGAAGGCUAUAGCGGAUGGAAAAGUAGAGUUGAGUGAGGAGCAGAAACUAGAGAUCGAGCGAAGGAAAUUCCUGAAGCGGGAUUGGGUGUCUGUGGGAUCAAGCUCGAAUCUGGAAGCAAACGCACCAAAUGAGGAUGAGACGGGGAAAGGAAAACUCAAGAUUGUUACUUGGAACGUAUUGGCUCAAACACUAGUUCGCAGAGAGCUGUUCCCCGGGUCCGAUUGUCUACGAUGGUCAGACAGACGAGCAAUGUUGUUAGCAGAACUGGAACACCAUUCUCAAUCAGACAUUAUAUGCUUGCAAGAAUGCGAUCGGGUCAAAGAAUAUUCUUCCUCCUUCCCCCAGCACACUUCCGUUAAAGGUUCCGGUCCAGGUAAACUCCACGGCUUGGUAAUUUUCUACCGCACAUCUAGGUUCUUCGUGCGAUCAAGUAAGCUGGUUCACUUGGAUGAAGAGGAGAUAUCACCAAGUGAUUCGAAGGAGACAGGAGAAGACGGAAAGAGGCGGAGAGGUGGUAGCAGGCAGACUAAGAAUGUUGGAUUAAUCGUUGCUUUGGAACAAAUUGACGGGGAUGGAAAGGGGAUCGUGAUCACUACCACUCACCUCUUUUGGCAUCCCAAAUACGCCUAUGAGCGAGUCAGACAAUCUAUCAUCAUCCUACGUAGUAUACGUCAAUUUCAAAAGGAUAACGAUUGUAACUCAUGGCCAGCCAUCUUCGCAGGAGACCUUAACACUCAACCCUCUGAAGCCACAUAUCAGCUGCUCGUCUCUCCUCAUACUCCCUUGCCGAAGAGCAUGAUCGAUGAAAUAUCUUCUUCGAGACUGGUUCACGAUAGCGUAGCCAAGAUCUCGCCCUCCACGAUUACAAACGUCUCUGAAGUCCCUUCAACCACAGCUACGGGAAGUAACACACCCACAAUCAAAGAAGACGAAGAAGGUGAAGGUGAAGGGGAACUGCCAGAUAAUAACGAGAAGAGCAUUGCCAACACUCGUACACCACAAGCGAAUGAUGGGAUAUUACCAGUAGGAGAAUUGGUCAAAUCUAUGCAGGAGAUCUUACCCGAGGGGGGAGCAAGGAGUGCUUACGAUUCUACUGAAUGGGGAUCCAAAGUGGACAACCAGGAAACAUUUGGGCGAAGAGGCGGAUUCGAACAUGUGAAUGGGGAUCAAGUAUCAGGAAAGGAAGAACCGUCAUACACCUGUUUCACACCUUUAUUCAGGUUGACGUUGGAUUAUCUCUUACUCCUUCCCGCUCUUCCCGGUCAUAGUCCGGCUGUGAUCACAUCGAUAUACGCACCACCAAAGAUAGGGCAACUAGGUGAAGGUCUGCCCAGGAAGGGGAUUUGCGCGAGCGAUCAUUUGGCUGUGGGAUGUGAGAUCUCCUUUUGA